Molecule: messenger RNA, 2019 nt
Organism: Mucor velutinosus
Lineage: Eukaryota; Fungi; Mucoromycota; Mucoromycetes; Mucorales; Mucoraceae
Exons: 7
Coding region: 1-2019 (672 amino acids)
Cellular component (GO): cytoplasm
Molecular function (GO): 3'-5'-RNA exonuclease activity; RNA binding
Source: RefSeq, a predicted model, not a curated record
AUGGAAGUCUUGCGAAAAGAGUUUGAAGAGAACUUACCCCUCAUUGAGGAAGCCAUGACCGAGGCAGAUUUUAUCGCAAUUGAUACAGAAUUCACAGGUCUUUCCACACCUGAUAUCCAGUUUCAACAUGCAGAUGAAAUCUCAACCAGAUACUCCAAGCUCAAGCGUUGUGUGCAAGAGUUUACGGUCAUUCAGUACGGUGUAUGUGCCUUCAAACGAGACCCAUCCAACGGCAACUACAUUGCCAAACCCUUCAACUUUUACAUAUUUGGCGCAGACACCCACGAAGUCCAAAGUCGACGUGUAUUCUCAGCAACACCUAGCAGUUUGGCCUUUUUGAGACAAAACAAGUUUGAUUUCAAUAAAUUGAUCGAGGAAGGCAUUCCAUUCUACAACUACACCGAAGAAGGCUCCAUGUUUCAAUCAAAUCAAGGCACCAAUGUAGUGAAUCGACGAGCCAUGAUCAAAGAAUCUGAUUUGAACAAGUCCGGAAGAGGCUUCUUGGAAUACAAUAGAAAUUCAAUCAGUAAAUGGCUUCAAGGCAACACAGAGCAGCCUCUGAUCAUUCAAGUUAACAGCAACUUUUACAAGAAAUUAAUAUACCAAGAGAUUCAGGACAGCAAAUACAAUGGAUUCUUGCAAGCAACACAAAGAGACAGUAAACAUCUGCAGAUUUCUCGACUCAAGGAAGAGGACAAGCGAAAGAAAGCAGCCAAUUCGCCCAAAUUAAAUUUUCGUGCUGUCAUUGAGUUGAUUCGCAAAGCAAAGUGUCCUGUUGUAGCACACAAUGCCGCCUUUGACAUCUUCCAUACUGUAGAUCAAUUUUGGCAGUACUUACCUCAGACAAUCGACGAAUUCAAAAAGGUGGCAAACAGCAUGUGGCCAAACAUUGUAGAUACCAAGUAUUUGGCAGAAUAUCACCCUUCAUUAAAGAAUUGUUUCAACACUUCAGUUUUGGGAUCAUUAUUCAACACAGUGUACGAGGAAUUGAAAGAAGCGGGGCAAGAUGUUGUGAUGGCAGAGGGGUUCGAUAGAUACACAGGCACUGGAAACGAUGUGGAGCAUGAGGCUGGCUACGAUGCUUACAUGACAGGUGUCAUUUAUCUGGCGUUCAUUUGCUUUAUUCACGAAAAGAAGGCAGAGAAACCCGAUACACAAGUUGGCGACAAGAGGAAGAGAAAUGACUCUAUAAGCAGCACAAAUACUAGUGUAUCCUCCUCGUCUGUUGAAUCUUCAACAUCCACAUCAUCAGCAGAAUCCGCCUCAAAAGUAGCCUCUGACAAUACAAAGGAAAAUGAAGAGGAGGAGGAAGAAGGAGAAGUCAGCGCAUCAGAUUCAGAUGAUUCCGACGAAGAAAUUGCCAGUAAGAACAGUAUAUUCAUGGAUAAAGCGAUUGUACCCUACUAUGGUCGCAUCUACUUGAUGCGUAGCGACAUUCCAUACAUCAACCUCAAAGGAGAAGAGGCCAUGGAGAUGAUUACCUACCCCAAUCGAUUUUACCUCCACAACAUCCCUGCUGGACUGACCAAUGCUGCUAUCGAGCUAUUAUAUCCCUCCUUGGUACCAUUUGCAGUGUCAUGGAUCAACGACAACAGUGCUUGGAUUAUAUUGAAGGAUGAAACCAAGAUUCCUUUAGUGAAAACUGGCAUGCUCGGUUUGAGUUUAGUGCAAAGCUUUCUCCCUGGCUGCUCGCGUCAAAAUGAAGGUGCUGGCUAUGGCAUUACAAAAGAGGCCAGCCGAAUUGAACUGAUUUCACAUCAGCAAUGGCAAGCAUUGUAUGGACCCAGAAAGACGGUGAAUUAUAACAGCACAGCAUCUAUCUUGGCCGCCAACAAUAUCAGCAACAAGCCUACCAUCAUCGACAAUAACGAGAGUGUGCCAGCUGGUGGAGCGGGCUAUGACGAAUUGGAUAUCCCUUUGCCUCCUAGUUUUGCAACCCAUGUGAAAAGAAAUAGAGAUUCCACCGAGGAAGAUCAAGACGAUCAAGGCCAUACAUCUAAAGCUAGAAAAACAGAAUAG